Anisakis simplex (herring worm) is the source of this 789-nucleotide messenger RNA. The record is from the annotation of a GenBank genome assembly. Lineage: Eukaryota; Metazoa; Nematoda; Chromadorea; Rhabditida; Anisakidae.
AUGUCGUUUUAUGCGAAUGUCGACUUUGGGCCUUUUUUUAUUGCUUAUUGUUUUUAUAUAACCGUUUUUGUGCUUGCCGAAUUUGCACGGAAACUUGUUGAUAGAUAUGUGCCACCAAAUAAGUUGACAUACACCUUUUGCAUUGAGGCCAUCGCUACAGCUCAAAUGUGUACAUGUGUAUACGAGAACGUAGGUUACUUCUUCGUUGUGACGACAUUACUACUCGCUGGUGGUGCUAUGAAUCGAGGCGCAUUCGUUUCACCUCUCAAACCCAUUGAGAUGUUUUAUUUCGGAUCAAUCGACAGUGAUCGCCUACUGAGCGUUCUUGCUGGUGAAUUUCUGGGUGGUUAUUCAGCUUAUCGUUUGGCACGUCAGCUUUGGUAUUGGUCGUUGAAUUUGGCCACUGAUCAUGCUUCAAGUUAUGCGACCACUCAUUGCAAGUUGAUGUAUAAGGUUCCAUUCUCGUAUGCGUUUACAUUCGAAAUAUUCGCCUGUUUCUUAAUUCGAACGAUCGUCACUCGGUUACCUAUCAAAACAACUCGUUAUGCAGUACCGCUCAUUCUUUCUGGAUUUCUUACAUUCGCACUGACAUUUAUCGGUGUACCCGGGCUGAAUCCAACAAUUGCAUCGUCUCGUCUACAAGGAUGUGAUGGUCUCGACACCAAAUGGUUCAUUUUAACCUACUGGAUAUGUCCCACUAUUGGUUGGAUGCUGUCAGCAAUUGUUGACAACCGUCUUAAAGCUGGUUCCAAAUUGACCGGAAAAGCAGCAUCCCAGAAAGCUGAAUGA